UGAACUAGUAAAUCAAAUUGCUAUUUCAAAGAGGAGAUCUUUAAAGCAAAAGCGAGACAAGUAAGACUGAAAGCAAUUACUGCAGGCUACAGACGAUACCAGAAUGGUUACUGGAAUAGGCUUAAAAUCUUCCUCAUUUGCUAUAUCAAAAACACAUUUGGCAAAGAGAUCCAAAAUAUUCUUCAUUGAUGCGAGCUAUUUUUCGAGCAAGAAGAUGCCACUUCCGAAAGCCGGAAGCAGUAAUAAAAGAGCUUCCAGAAGUAUCAUUCCAAGACGUUAUAUCGUUGCAGUGUUAUGUUUCUUCAGCUUUAUGGUCUUGAAUAUGCAAAGGCUCAACCUAAGUAUAGCUUUGGUGGCAAUGGUUAACUCUUCAUCGACGAAUCUGACCCUAAAGGAAAUGAUGAACCGAUCUGAGUGCCCUACCCUUUGGAUAGAAAAUGACACUUCGGAACCUAUAUCACUAGGAGGCGAAUUCGAUUGGGAUUCUGAGGUCCAAGGAUACACAGUCAGCGCCAGUUUCUUGGGAUUCGUGCUAACCCAAACUCCCGGUGGAAGGCUUUCUGAAACGCUGGGAGCGAAGCAAAUUCUUGUCUUCAGUGUCAUCUGCGCUUCCUUGUGUAAUCUAAUAUCUCCUUGCGCAGCUGCGUGGAAUGUCUACGUACUCAUGAGCGCACAAUUUGUGAAAGGUUUGGCACAAGGUUUAGUAAGUCCAGCUGUCAGUUGCUUAAUGGCAAAAUGGUAUCCUAAGUUAGAGAGAGGAUUCUUGAGUUCCCUUUCCUUUUCUGGAUAUCCGGCUGGAGCUUUUAUUGGAGGGAUUGUAUCUGGUGCCUUAUGUGAUUCCAGCCUUCUAGGAGGAUGGCCUUCGGUAUUCUAUGUUUUUGGCGCAUGGGGUUUAAUUGUGGCUGUACUUCUUCAACUUUUGAUCUUCAAUGCACCAGAAGAAGACGCCAAUAUCACUGAAGCAGAAUACAAAUACAUUCUUAGUCAUCAAGAAAGUAACAAUAAGGAAAAUAAGAUGGACAUUCCUUGGGGUCGAAUGUUUUCUAGCGUUUCUACCUGGGCACUUCUAGCGGGCAUGUUUGGACAGUACUGGAUGACCUUUUAUUUCAUAUCUGUUUAUCCGAAUUAUCUGGCAACAGUUCUUAAUUUCAGUGUUACUCAGAGUGGACUCAUUUCUUCAGCUCCAUAUAUUCUACAAAUGUUAACUAUGUGGUUUUCGAGUUACUUCUCCGAUCGAAUGCUGAAGAAAGAAUACGCUACUGUAGAUAACACGAGAAAAAUUUGCAAUACUUUAAGUUGCGCAGGUUUCUCCUUGAGUCUGCUCUGUGCGAGCUAUGCUGGCUGUGAUAUAACUCUUAACACAGUUCUCUUUGUUAUCGCUAUGAGUUGCAUAGGUUUCGGUUUUCCUGGGAGCUUGACAGUUCCUCUGGACAUGACCUCCGAAUUUGCUGGAACCCUGAUGGGGAUGUCUUGUACAAUAGCCAGUACGUCAGGUUUUAUCAUACCUCUUGUCGUUGGAUUCAUCACCAGUCAAGAGCAAACAAUUGCUCAGUGGCAUAAAAUUUUAUAUAUUUCUGCUGCUGUUAGCAUCGGUAGUGGUGUUAUAUUUCACAUAUUUGGAUCAGCAGAGCUGCAGACUUGGAGUUCGUCCAAUGACCAAGCAUCGGCGAAGGAAGAUGAAUCUGCAGAGUUCAGAGAUGAAAGGUCUUCCGAAGUCAAACCGAAAGACUCAAUACAAACGCCUCAAAUUUAUAUAAUAAGAUUAUAAGAAAGAUGUUAAAAAACACUGAAAUUUCAGAGCAACUAUUUUAACUCGUGUAUUUAAGGAAUGUAUAAUUUCGCCACGGAAACAAACUUUCCAAAAAUUGAUAUUAUUUUUGUUAAUAUAUUCUUCAGUGCUAUUUGUUAGGAAAAAAUUUAUUUUUUAAUUAUCGUUAUUUAUUUUAUUAAUUUUCCAUUAAAUUAGUCAUGUCUUAAGUUACCUGCCGAUUCUUUCUUCCCCAGGUUUUUGAUAACCUGAAGUGAAUAAAUAUAAAGGGUACUUACAUAUUAUUCCCUCUACCGUAAAAGUUGGCGGAAAUCCUACUAAAGGUUGCGCAAUACUUCCUGAAGAACUCGGAGCGGCACUUCCAUCUGCAACUUUCACAACAAAACAUUUCUCAGUCUCUGCGCAGUCUGCCAAAUAGCCACUGCUGCGAAAGUAUUUGACCACUUCGUUUUUGCGCUUAGAAAAAGACUUUCAUCCAUUUCUACUAAUAGGUCAGUCUCUUCGAAUUUACCGGAAGUUCUGUUUCGAAUGCUUUGAGAAGAAAUCUCCCGACAAAUUUUUCAAAAUGCAAGAAGAAACACAGAAAUUACAGUUAAUUUAUAUCACUGUUCAUAGAAACGAAAGGUGAACUGCCGAGAAACUUGCCGGGAGUCGAUUGGGGCUACAUCAAACGAAAGUGUUGCUAUGAGUGUGCUGUGACGUCUCGUUUAUCCCAAAUCGGCACUAAAUCGUACUGCUUGGCGACAUUUCCCCCGUCGACGGAAUAAUACACAGUACUAUAGAACGUAAAACAGAAUAAACACGGUUAACAACCGCUUUCGUAUACUGACCACGAGUUUAUCUUUCGCCUUGAAUCGUAUUUCAUUUUAGCAGGAGUACACAGGAGCAGAGCUCCGAAUUACCUUCUGAAAGAAAUAGUAAUUUCUGUCACGGAACACAAAAUCUGGUGAAUCUUUACAUUAUGGCAACUUGGCAAUUUUUUGGCGAAAAUUUGGCGACCAAUCCUGCUAGUUUUUUUUUCUGGACGCCAUUUUGU
This is a messenger RNA of Stegodyphus dumicola, 2804 nucleotides long. RefSeq names its product sialin-like. NCBI's taxonomy places the organism in Eukaryota, Metazoa, Arthropoda, Arachnida, Araneae, Eresidae. The record is from RefSeq and is a predicted model, not a curated record.